GACCGUUGCUGCUGCAGUAACUCAGUGACCGGCGCCAAGAACACGAUGCUCUCCUGGUGCAACAUCCCCUGUGCUGGGGACGACAGUAUGGGCUGCACGGGCAACAAGAACCAGGGCAUCCAGUGGGCUACAUUCGAGAUAGGGAGGGCGCCAAACUUCAGACGCUGGUCCAAGUCCGCCUUCCUGGGCGCCACGUGGCUGCAGCCCCAAUUUCCACCCGGAGAAAAUUUUGAAGUGAAGUUAAAAGACGAAGAACAGGAGUCCCUGGGGUCUCUGACGGACCUGCUGGCCAAGAAAAGAGCCAGACAGCCCGGGGAGGACGCCAACAAGGAGGAGACGGACAAGGUGGCGGUGAUUAACCUGCCCGGGGGUGACAAGCGGCAGCCUUCGUCCGGCGGGCUCAAGGAGGAAGUGGCCAUUUUAGAACUCCCCAGGAUUAAGGAGAAAUCGAAAGCGGAAACAGAGAGCAGCGUGGGUUUGAUUAUCGCUGCCGUUGUUGUAGGGUUUGUGGUCUUCACCAUAGCCUUCGCCUGUUACGUCUACUCAAUAAAGAAGAACGAUGGAGAUUUAGACGAAGAUGUGGAAGAAAACAAAAACUUUAAUAGACGCAGAGGUAGGAGAAGAAGAAGAAGAAAUCCACGGAGCGAGUCAAGCGAAGACACGGAUGAAGACAGCCUUAGUUCCGAUUGACGGAAGUUUUCCGUUCCUCGCCAGCUUUUCAGGGAAACCCGAUAAUGCAAAUAAAAUAUUUCAAUUUUU
This is a messenger RNA of Physella acuta, 759 nucleotides long. RefSeq lists its product as uncharacterized. The record is from RefSeq and is a predicted model, not a curated record. NCBI's taxonomy places the organism in Eukaryota, Metazoa, Mollusca, Gastropoda, Physidae.